AGAUUGCAAUUGCUAUGUUUUGCUGUCAUAGUUUUGAGAUAAACGCCAAGAAAAUCUGGAAUCCAAUGCAGGAAGGCUACGCAAUCGAAGAUUAUUGUAUAUUGGAUUGAAAUCAGAUUGAUCAUUGUGUUGAAUUGAUUUGAAAAAGGAUAUAAUUUUCUAUUGUAGUUGUAUCAAAGGACAUUGGUAAGGUUGUGUGAGUUGGGCAAAAAAAAGUUUAAAAUGCAAGCUCCUGAAGUUUCCACGUCUACCCAACAGCAAUCUGCAAGUGGGGAGAAAACUUCCAGUUCAGGGGACCAAAAUGAAGCAGUCAAUACAUAUAUAAAUGAGAGUGAUGAUGAUUUACGAAGAGUACCAGAGAUGGGAUUUAUCCCAGGGCAGACUGUGAAUUCAGUUGCAGUCAAGGUAGAGAACCAGCAGCAGCAAUCUACUAGUGGUGGGGGCCAAAGAAAGCGAGUCAGAACACCCGCUGACAAAGAACACAAACGUCUUAAAAGAUUACUAAGGAAUAGGGUAUCUGCACAACAAGCAAGGGAAAGAAAGAAAGCUUAUGUGGGUGAGCUAGAAACAAAGGCAAAAGAGCUUGAAGAUAGAAACAAUGAGUUGGAAGAAAGAGUCUCAACUCUACAAAAUGAAAAUUUUAUGCUUAGACAGAUUUUGAAGAACAGCACUAUGAAAAGCAAAGGAAGCGGGGUUGUUGAUCCUUGAAGGAUUGAGCAUUAAGUAGAUAGGUUCAUUGACCUCUCUUAUAUUCUCCAUUGCCACCUUCCUUUCACUUUGGGUAUUGGAAUCUCUCUAAUAAUAUUAAUUUGUAUACAUCUCUCAUUGUAUGAAAUUGUUAAUCUGCCUUAUAUUAAAAAUACAUUGUCUCUCAAAUGUUGCAAGCUUAUAAAAUCAGCCAAAAAGUCUUGAGAUGUUUCCACAAUAA
Cryptomeria japonica (Japanese cedar) is the source of this 928-nucleotide messenger RNA. RefSeq names its product transcription factor HY5. Gene Ontology annotation, biological process: red or far-red light signaling pathway; response to far red light; response to red light. The coding region runs from base 223 to 708 and encodes 161 amino acids. Gene Ontology annotation, molecular function: DNA-binding transcription factor activity, RNA polymerase II-specific. The transcript has 4 exons. Gene Ontology annotation, cellular component: nucleus. Lineage: Eukaryota; Viridiplantae; Streptophyta; Pinopsida; Cupressales; Cupressaceae. The record is from RefSeq and is a predicted model, not a curated record.